Molecule: messenger RNA, 573 nt
Organism: Knipowitschia caucasica
Lineage: Eukaryota; Metazoa; Chordata; Actinopteri; Gobiiformes; Gobiidae
Source: the annotation of a GenBank genome assembly
AUGGGGCUUGUGUACUCUGAGCCAGUGGUGGCAGCAGCGUACAGUGGAGACUUGCGGCAGCUUCAGACUCUGCUACAGCGCCACCCACAGGACGUCAACAUACAGGACUCCUACUCUGGAGACUCGCCGCUCAUCGCCGCCUGUCGUUGUGGUGAUGUUAGGACCGCCCACUUCCUGUUGGAGAGAGGAGCUGACCCCGCCCAGUGUAACAAGAAGCUGCGUUCUCCUCUUCAUUACGUUUGUCGUCACACUUUGUCAAUGAUAGAUUUCCUGAUGAUUUGUGUCCUGAUGCCUCUGCUGCUGCUGGGAUACUUCCUCAUGUUACAGAAACAUCGAAAUCAGAAAACUCUGUUUCUGCAGCUACUGCAGCGAGGAGCAGACGCCAACACCCAGGACUAUAAGGGAAACACAGCUCUGCACUAUCUCUGUCUGAGGAUGAACCAGCGUCUGCUUCCUGAGCUCCUGAGCCGAACUGACCUUCUCCUCCGGAACCAUGACGGGGAGACGGCGCUGGAUGUCGCUCUGAGACUGAAGGCGAAAAACAUCAUUCGACUGUUUCAGAAAUAUAACUGA